Rattus norvegicus (Norway rat) is the source of this 2768-nucleotide messenger RNA. It is a transcript of the gene Asphd2, whose product is annotated as aspartate beta-hydroxylase domain containing 2. The record is from RefSeq and is marked validated. Lineage: Eukaryota; Metazoa; Chordata; Mammalia; Rodentia; Muridae. The transcript has 4 exons. Bases 562 to 1593 code for a protein of 343 amino acids. Gene Ontology annotation, cellular component: membrane.
GUUCCUCGGAGCCCACGCUUCCUUGGGAACUCGCAGCGCGAUGUCCCCAGGCCAAGCUGAGCAGCCCCUUCUCCCUCCAGUGAGCUGGGCAUAACUGGCCGUGGCUAGCUAGACUGGGCCUCCCUGUGGGCAGGCGCCAGGUCUGCAACAGCUCCAGUCGGCAGCGCCCAGGCGGGGCCGGGAGCCGCCGAUCUUCCAGGCUGUUCUAUUUGCAAUUUCAUCCCACGUGUCCGCGGGGCCUCAGAAGUGUGUGUGGGAUCCAUCACAGGUUUGGACAUCAUGAAAGCCCUUUCAUGGUGGCUGACUGCAUUUGCAAAUGGGACCUAAGGCAGAGCCACCCUCCGCCCCACUGCAGUGACUUUUCCUAGUGGGCCCAGCUGGCAGGCCUCACUGUUGAUCAAUGGAGCCCUUGGCAGGGACCGAGGGACAGUGGCAGCCAUGCCUCCCCCUGCCACCACCACUCCUUCUGCCGCCUGCUAACCUGCACGCUGUGGGUGCCCUAGAGACCCCCAGAGGACUGACCAUCUGAGCCAGCUUCCUUCGAGCGCCGAGUCCCCCAAGAUGUGGCUGGAGUGGCUGGUAGCCUGGAGCUGGUCUCUGGACGGCCUGAGGGACUGCAUCGCCACUGGUAUCCAGUCCGUGCGGGACUGUGACGGCACAGCUGUCAUCACUGUGGCCUGCCUGCUCGUCUUGUUUGUGUGGUACUGUUACCAUGUGGGCCGAGAACAGCCCCGACCCCACGUAUCCGUCAACUCCCUCCUGCAGGGUGUGGAUGCCAACGGGUUACAGAACGGAUCCAUGUACUGCCAGUCCCCUGAGUGUGUGCGCUGCACGCACCACGACGGCCUCAACCAGAAGCUCUACCACAACCUGCAGGAGUACGCCAAGCGCUACUCAUGGUCUGGCAUGGGCCGUAUCCACAAGGGCAUACGGGAGCAGGGCCGCUACCUCAGCAGCCAGCCCUCUAUCCAGAAGCCGGAGGUCUUCUUCCUGCCUGACCUCCCCACUACGCCCUACUUCCCCAGGGACGCCCAGAAGCACGAUGUGGAGCUGCUGGAGCGGAACUUCCAGGCCAUCCUCUGCGAGUUCGAGGCACUCUACAAAGCCUUCUCUAACUGCAGCCUCCCUCAGGGGUGGAAAGUGAACAGCACCCCCAGCGGGGAGUGGUUCACCUUUGACUUUGUCAGCCAGGGCGUUUGUGUCCCCAGGAACUGCAGGAAGUGCCCUCGGACUUACCGCUUACUCGGCAGCCUCCGGACCUGUAUUGGGAACAAUGUUUUCGGGAACGCCUGCAUCUCAGUGCUGAGUCCUGGGACCGUGAUCACGGAGCACUAUGGGCCCACAAACAUCCGAAUCCGGUGCCACCUAGGUCUGAAGACUCCCAAUGGCUGCGAGCUGGUGGUGGGGGGUGAGCCCCAGUGCUGGGCAGAAGGCCGAUGCCUACUCUUCGACGACUCCUUCCUGCACACCUCGUUCCAUGAAGGUUCUGCUGAGGAUGGCCCACGGGUGGUCUUCAUGGUGGACCUCUGGCACCCCAACGUGGCAGCUGCUGAACGUCAGGCCCUGGAUUUCAUCUUUGCUCCAGGACGAUGAGAACAUUGCCUGGGCCGGAGCCAGGCUGAGUGGAUGGGUAGACUGUGUUAUUGCCUACCCUGACUGUGCUCUGAUCUGUGCUGGGAGCAUGAAUGGCUUCCUGUCACUGCGGGGCAUCUUUCCUUUGGUUACUGGGAACUUCCUAGGUUUCUUUCCCUUUCUGGCUAUUUGCUGGGACUUCUGACCUACUAGUGUGUCCCUUUGGCUGUGACCAGAGGCUCUGUGCCUCUCCCGUCUGUGUCACUUUGCUACCUGGUGUCCUCUCCGUGUUCUGGAAUAGAGUAACCAAAUGGCUGUUUUGUCUAAAUGUCAUCAUCUUAAACUUGUGUAGCUGUCUCAAGAGAGACCAAAAACAAAACAGAACAGAAUGCCACAGACCAGAAGCCAUUGAACCAGACGGCUUGGCCUCCGAGGUUGGGGUUUCAAGGACCCUUCACUGUCCCAGAGCAAGAGACAGCCUGCUGCCUACACAUCUGGUUGGCCUCAUUAUGGGCUUGCCAGAUACCAUCAGGGUGGCGCGAAAGUCAGAGCCUGGGGAAUCCGUCAUUAUUGCUGAUAGACCCCGAAUCUAUAUAGGCCCUUGUGGUGGUGACCAACCUGGGCCUUUUCUUUAGCCACAGCUUCCUACAGAGCGGGAGACCAAGUGAGGGUUCUCAGGUCAGCCAUAGAGCAAGGAUCCACUUAGCUCACUGCCUACAGAAGCCUACUGGUGAGCCCGGCCUGACACAUGCUGCUGCUGUGGUUUCGAGUCCACAAGAUUGUCAGGAGGCAUGCUGGGUCGAACCUUUGCCACCCACCAUGUGAUCAGAGUAUCCAUCAUGCUCAGCAGUCUAUUGCCUAAGCGUUGACAUUCAUGAUGCCUGUGUGUCCAACUUUCACACGCUAGACUCAGAGACGGCAGAGUUGUCGCCAGGUCUGUCAGCACUGUCACAGGAGCCCAUGGGUGUGAUGACACCAGAAACAGCUUCAGACCCCCGGAUCCACAGAGGUGGUGCUGAGUCUUCUGUCUCCUGAGAAGACGCAGUUCUGUUUCCAAAGGGAAGGCCGGCUGGCGUUUCUGAGUCCAGCUGAUGGGAGAAUUCGGUCAGCCAGACACUCUCAGUACACACUCCGGAGCGGUGGCCCCGGAGGGGUGGUCUGGAGCGGGACAGAAUAAACAGGUUGCCUUACAGGUC